This is a messenger RNA of Salvia splendens (bonfire salvia), 1345 nucleotides long. RefSeq names its product dirigent protein 21. Bases 597 to 1166 code for a protein of 189 amino acids. The record is from RefSeq and is a predicted model, not a curated record. The transcript has a single exon. NCBI's taxonomy places the organism in Eukaryota, Viridiplantae, Streptophyta, Magnoliopsida, Lamiales, Lamiaceae.
AUUUGAAAACACAAUAGUAAUAUAUGUUUAUUCGUGUAUAUAUACUUCAAGUCUCUUCGUUAUUCAUGCACCUCAACUGAAAAACACACUAUCAUUCUCCGCACAUUUGUAGUCAUGGCCAAAUUUCCAACAUUUUCUCUCCUCAUCAUUAUCAUUCUCCUUGCUAGCCAUUUCCCUCCCAACAAGCUCCCAAGGAUUCUCUACAAAACUCUCCAAAAGAGAGAUGGGAAGAUUGUUGAUUUCUGGAAUUACAAGAUAUAAACCGGGCGUAAUACAACUCAAAAGAAGGAAUACAAAAGGACAAACUGAAAUGGAAUUACAAUUAUGGCACGAUUUUAAAUUUUUUUUAUUUAUUUUAUCACAAAAUAUGUUGGCACCUCAAAUAAAAAAAGAUUAUAAUUUUUUUGUAAUUAUCAAGGGUAUCCACCAACGAAUUUUUCUAUCAGUGAUUUCAAUCUGUUUCCUUUUUUCCUAUUGCACCCAUAGCCAACUUAAUACGCAAUAUUCAUAUUUGUCCAUUAUAUGUAGUACAAAUAUCACCGAUCCCAUACGCCACAACAAAAACAAAAAACAAACACAUCUAUUUCUCACCAGACAUGGCCAUAGCAAAAACGUUCUCUCUCAUUAUCCUCCUCCUCUACUUGCUGGCCAUUUCCUUCCCAACAAACUCCCAAGAAUUCUAUAGUACUAAAUUGUCCAAGAGAGAGACGAGGAGAGAGCAGCUAACUCACCUCCACUUCUACUUCCACGACGUCCUCUAUGGCCGCCACCCGACGGCCGUGGUGGUGGCGCAAGCCGCAACCACGGCCUCCUACCCCUUCAAGUUCGGCGAGACGCUGAUCAUCGACGAUCGGCUGACGGUGGGGCCGAACCUGAGCUCGAGGGUGGUGGGCCGAGCUCAGGGGAUGUACGCGUCAGCCGAUAUGGGCGACGCCGGGCUCUUGAUGGUCUUCAAUUUCUUCUUCACCGAGGGGAGGUUCAACGGAAGCACGCUGACCGUGGUAGGGCGGAACGCGGUGCUCUCAGCCGUGAGGGAGAUGCCGAUCGUCGGCGGCAGCGGCGUUUUCCGGUUUGCGAGGGGGUAUGCUCAGACGAGGACACAUUUGCUUGAUUUGAAAAAGGGAUAUGCUGUGGAGGAGUAUCAUGCUUAUGUGUUUCACUAUUAAUCUUCAUGUGUAUCAGGGUCGGCCGUGAUAAAAUGUAAAUUCUAUACAUUAUAUAAACUCCAAACUCAUCAACACAAUGUCAAUCCAGUGUGAACACAUUGUAAAAUUUUUAGAUUUUGCUAUUGAUAUUAUUUUGACAUUUUCUAUUGAUGUUAUCAUAAUUUGGAGUUUGUACGAUA